CUGGGCUAGGCUGAGGGGAAUCUGGGCUGGGGGCUAUGGGGGGAUCUGGGCAGGGGGCAGCAGGGUCCAUGCCGGGGGCACUCGGGAGGGCGCCCUAGAGCAGGGCACUGCGGGGCGAGGUGGUUGGGCCCCAGGUCGGGUCUGGUGCGAGAGCGCUCAGGGUAGGAGCUGGGUGCUAGAGACAGGGCUGUGGAUCCCCCCAGCAGCUCCUGCCCCGGGCCAGCACCUCCCAAGCCCAGUGUGCCGGUACAGAGCAGCUCCCGCGAGCGGAGGAGACCCAGCUGCCCUGUCACCCCGGAGGGUCCCUGCUGGAUGGGGCUGAGGACAGGCGGGGAUUGCUGAAUUGAGAGGUUCCUGCCUGGCAGGGCUGUGAGCCCAGGGCAAACUCGCAGACCAAUACGAAGUUCUGACCCGCGUGCCUGAGCCCCACAUGCCCCAGAGCCCUGGGGAAGGCCCCUAUCCAGCCCAGUGGCUCUGCCACAGCUGGGAGUGCCUCUGACAGGCCCCCCUGGCUAACAUGGUGGGGUCAUGCUUCUCUCUCAGGGCCCGCGAGUGGAUGGGGAUGGAGCCCAUGGAGCCAGACUACCAGAAGCAAUUCCAGGCCGCUGUUAGAGUCAUUCAGGGCCUGCCUAAAAACGGGUCCUACCGCCCCUCCUACGAGGUGAUGCUACGCUUCUACAGCUACUACAAGCAGGCGACAGUGGGCAGCUGUGAGAUCCCCCGGCCUGGAUUCUGGGAUCCUAUCGGCCGGUAUAAGUGGGAUGCAUGGAACAGGUUGGGGAAGAUGUCCAAAGAGGAGGCCAUGGCAGCGUAUAUCUCAGAGAUGAAGAAGGUAGCCCAGAAGGUCAUUGACACGAUUCCGGUGGGCGAGAUGUCUGAGGACGUGUUUGGGUUCUUCGAGCCUCUCUAUGAGGUGAUACGUGACAUGCCUCGGCCCCCCGAGUCCUUCUUCAAGAAGAAGGCUGGCGCCGGGCCGGGCCAGGCCGACGAAGCCCCUGAGAGCAGCCAAGUGACCAGUGACGCGGAAAGCGAAGUCUACAGCGACACCCUGGAGCAGUUAGAGCCUGGUCAGGCUGGUCAGCGCGUGGCGGGGCAGAGCUGUUCCCUAAGCAGUCCUCACACAGCCAGCCUGCGUGCUGAUGUCGGGCGUGAGUCCCCGGCCCGAGCACCAGAAACCUGCAUGGAGGGAGAGCUGGGCGAAGGCGGAGAAUCAGUCGGGUGGAGCAGCGAUGGCCCCAGGCCCCUGGGCACAGAGAGAGAGCUGCAGGCUGCCCGGGGAGCCAGGGGCUGUCCUGAUGCUGACCAGGGGGACACAGCGAGCGCAGGGCUCCGGCCGGAGCUGGAUGUGCAGCUGCUUGGCACCAUCCGCGCCCUGCAGGACAACAUGCGGAGCGUCUUGAAGAGGCUGAGCCACCUGGAAACACUGAGCACUGCGCAGAGGCGCGAGUCUGGGUCCGGCCCUCGCCCCCCGCUGGCCAUGCUCGGUACGCAGAAGCCAUCCCGCUGGCCGCUGGAGGUCUCUGCUCGCACCUUACUGUUCCUCCUCGCCUGGCCCUUCAUCGUCCAGUGGCUGCUGUGGCGUUUCCAGCGCAGGAAAAGGGGAUUGUUCCGUCUGAACGUGCAGCACUGAGCGGAAACCCCAGGAACGCACUGCCUGGCUGGAACUUGCAGCUCAGCCAUUGGGACUCAGCACCCAGCAGACCCGCAAUGGGUAACGAAAGUGGUUCUCCUCCCAGGAGCUGGGAAAGGAGAACAAUCCAAGUGGCGCUCGCUGGGGGAGCGACGGGCUGUCUCCCCGAUGCCAGGGACAGCUCCUCUGAAGGACAGACCACUCCAGAAGUGUGGCAAGGAGCGAUCGGAUUCAGCACUAACUCAGCAAGCUCGGCGCCAUCAGCUUGGUCGGGGGGACCCCGGCCUGUUCUGGGAUCUGGCCCAAGCAUGUUCUUCUCUGAGACUCCAUUUCACUUGCGGGAGGACAGGGGGACACUCGUGAGACCUGCCAGCAGGCUCCUCUGUCUCUCCCCACUCGCACUUCAGGUGACCUGCACCAUGCCAGUGGCAGCAGAUGAAACGCCCCAUUAAAGAAAAACAGCUUU
Molecule: messenger RNA, 2096 nt
Organism: Chelonoidis abingdonii (Abingdon island giant tortoise)
Lineage: Eukaryota; Metazoa; Chordata; Testudines; Testudinidae
Source: RefSeq, a predicted model, not a curated record